Ictalurus furcatus (blue catfish) is the source of this 4437-nucleotide messenger RNA. It is a transcript of the gene itgb3a, whose product is annotated as integrin beta 3a. Gene Ontology annotation, molecular function: fibrinogen binding; fibronectin binding; integrin binding. Lineage: Eukaryota; Metazoa; Chordata; Actinopteri; Siluriformes; Ictaluridae. The record is from RefSeq and is a predicted model, not a curated record. Gene Ontology annotation, cellular component: focal adhesion; cell surface; integrin complex. The transcript is spliced from 15 exons. Bases 394 to 2757 code for a protein of 787 amino acids. Gene Ontology annotation, biological process: integrin-mediated signaling pathway; cell-matrix adhesion; cell migration.
CAGCUAGAAUGGAGUUGCUCAGCUUUGCCACUUGUCCAUAAAAGGAAACUCAUGCAGCAUAUGUAAUUUCAGUACAAGGAUGGAGUCAGCUGGGGGGAAAUGGAUGGCUUAUCAGUGUUUUCAUUUCAUAUGUAAAUUAUGAUAAUUACAAACUGUUCCUUUAACUGGGGAGAGAAAAAAAACUUUUGUACAUGGUGAGGUAGAGUCAGUUGUUUCACCCGCCCAUUCAGUCAUGCAUGAGCUUGAGCCCCGAAGAAUGAGGAAAAAGUGUACCUUCUGCUCAUUACUCUGCAGACUCACGCACGCGCACACACACACACACACACACACACACACACACACACACACACACACACACACACACAGACAGCCUCAACAUCUCUGAUAUCUCAAAUGGGGAUGUUUUUGCCUCAUAUUUGGACAGUCCUGGCUGUUCUAACAGCACUUUCUACAGUUUCAGGCUCAAACAUAUGUACCUCCAGAGGUGUUGGAACCUGCAAAGAAUGUUUGUCCGUUCAUCCGUCUUGCGCUUGGUGUUCUCAGAAAGACAUGGAUCCCAGCAGCUCCACUGUUUCCCGUUGUGACCUAAAGUCCAUCUUGCUCCAGUCUGGAUGUAAAGCAGAGUUUAUUGAGUCUCCAGUUAGUAGCAUUGUAGUGGAAGAGGACCGCCCCCUCAGUGACCGCGCUCAAGGCUCGACUGGUGACAUCACUCAGAUUCGACCACAGCGCAUCCAGCUGACCUUGAGGCCAGAUGACUCGAAACGUUUUACAGUGACCGUUCGGCAGGUCUCUGAUUACCCUGUAGACCUCUACUACCUGAUGGAUUUGUCCUAUUCUAUGAAAGAUGACUUAAACAGCCUCCGCUCCCUCGGCAGUGCUCUGGCUGAAGCUAUGGGUAGUAAAACUAGUAACCUGCAAAUGGGGUUUGGGGCAUUUGUGGACAAAACACUCUCACCGUACAUGUAUAUGUUUCCAGACGAGGCCAUAAGCAAUCCCUGCCUUGGCAUUGCCACUACCUGCUCACGGCAAUUCGGUUAUAAGAACGUCCUGUCACUUACGGAGCAGGUUACUCGUUUCACAGAGGAAGUGAAAAAACAGGAAGUAUCACGUAACAGAGACUCACCAGAAGGAGGAUUUGAUGCAAUCAUGCAGGCCGUGGUCUGCAAGGAUAAAAUUGGGUGGCGGCCUGAUGCAUCCCACCUCCUGGUGUUUACUACAGACGCUACAAGCCACAUUGCGCUGGAUGGCAGAAUCGCAGGCCUUGUCCAGCCCAAUGACGGACAAUGUUAUGUUAAUAAUGACAACAUCUAUGCCAAGACUGCUAUCCUGGACUAUCCCUCCAUUGGAAUGCUCACUGACAAACUGGCUGAGAAUAAUAUUAACCUCAUCUUUGCUGUAACUGAGAAUGUGGUACCUCUGUACCUAAAUUACAGUAAGCUGAUUCCUGGUACCACUGUUGGGAAACUGUCUUAUGACUCGAAAAAUGUCAUCGAACUCAUCCUGGAUGCGUAUGCGAAUAUCAGGUCAAAGGCAGAGUUGGAGGUGUUGAACGUUCCGGAUGAGCUGAGCUUGUCGUUUAAUGCCACAUGCCUCAACGGAGAGUUAGUACCCGGCGUUAGAUCCUGCUCAGGACUUAAAAUAGGAGACACGGUGUCAUUCAGUGUAGAGGCAAAGCUCCGUAGCUGUCCAAAAGUGAAGAGUCAUACAUUCAGCAUCAAGCCUCUAGGUUUUAAAGAAACACUGCAGGUGACCGUCAAUUUCGCAUGCAACUGCUCAUGCCAAGAUUCUGCCCAGCCUGCUAGCCCCACCUGUAAUAAUGGCACACUGGAGUGCGGUGUGUGUCGGUGUGACUCAGGACGCCUAGGGCCACAUUGCGAAUGCACCGAGGCCGACUUCAAUCCCAACGACACAGACAGCUGUAAACCCUCCCCUGGUGCAGCUAUCUGCAAUGGACGAGGCGACUGCGUGUGUGGCCAAUGUAGCUGUCACUCAAGAGACUUUGGGAAGGUGUGGGGCAAAUACUGUGAGUGUGACGACUUCAGCUGCAUCCGCUCCAAAGGGCAACUUUGUUCUGGUCAUGGCGAUUGUGUAUGUGGGUUCUGUCAGUGCUAUCCUGGCUGGUCAGGCGAGAGCUGUAAUUGUUCCACAAGGACGGACACUUGCAUGGCUAGCAUUGAUCUGCUGUGUAGCGGCCGUGGUGAGUGUUUGUGCGGUGUGUGUUCAUGCAGCUUGCCUGGAGCAUACGGUGCCACCUGUGAGAAAUGUCCCACCUGCCCCGACUCCUGCACCUUGAAAAAGGACUGUGUGGAGUGUAAGCACUAUAAGAGAGGACCGCUGUUUGAGAAGAAAAGCUGCAACACUGCAAUCUGCAGAGAUGAAAUCCAGUUGGUGGAUGAGCUAGCCUUCCAUGAGAAGAGCGCGUUGAAUUGCAGCUACAAAGAUGAGGAUGACUGCAUUCAUCACUUCCAGUACUAUGAAGACAUCAGUGGAAAAUCCAUUCUCUACCUCGUUAAAGAACCCGAGUGUCCUAAAGGUCCUGAUAUCCUGGUAGUGGUGGGUUCUGUCAUUGGCUCCAUCUUCUUGCUGGGCUUGGCUGCUCUGCUGGUUUGGAAGCUGCUGGUCAGUAUUCAUGACCGCCGAGAAUUUGCCAAGUUUGAGGAAGAAAGAGCCAAGGCCAAGUGGGAAGCGGGUAAUAACCCGUUGUAUAAAGGAGCUACAACUACUUUUACAAACGUGACGUACAGUGGCAACUCCUAAAGACCCAACACCUUCAUCAACAACAGUCACUUGUCUCAGUGAUGGUCACGUAACCUCUCUGGGUAUCACUUCGCACUUUCCACCAAUCAAUGUUGUCAGAAGUCUAGCGCUGAUGAGGAGGCAGACAUGUCAGUCCUGUGACUGUGCUAACAGGCAGAAUUGUGCCUGGGAUAAUCAUCUUUGACAUUGAUCUGAACUUUUAUUUCAACAAAAUAAAUCACCUGAAAUAACAAUAAUAAAUAGUAUUUCAAAUGAAAACAAGGAAAUUGGGGGAGAUACUGAAAUAAACUUAAAGUCUAUUUUGUGGGAAAUAUAUUUUUGUGUUGGUGUUUAAUAAAAAAAAACUUGUUUUAAAAUGUAAGCAUGGUUGAGGUUAAAGCAUAUAAUUUCUCCUUCCAUACUGUACAUGAAGAUUAUGUAACAAAGACUGCCUGUUUUGAAUUUCUCAUGGUUGUGAUGUCACUACCAUGAACACAUUUACAUAUGUAAAUCUGUAGUAGAGCUAUGAAAAGUUCGAGGAGAACAGCUAAUCGUUAUGCAGUUCCUCGCUGUCUGGAAGCAAAUGUAUCACGAAGGGUUUAGACAUUAUAAUCACUUUUUUCCCCCCAGGCAUCCCUGAUUAUCUCAAGUUUGUUUAGCAAAAUGAGAUUUACUAUUAGAAUUAUUCAGAAUUUUUUUUUUUUUUGCAAAAAUGUGUUUUUUGUGGGGGUUUUUUUAUAAACAUGUUAUAUACGCAUUAAGUGUGGAAAGUUUAACAUCAAAAUAUUACCUGAAAGUCAUAAGAUUUUGGCAUUUUUCCCUCUGAGAUUGGAAAAUGCUAUUGCAAGCUACAUGUGGGAGAACAUUUCCAAAUGUGGGUUGUGCUGUGCUCUUCCUCCACUGAGCGCAUAAAUCUCACAACUGUGAGUGCACAACAUUCAGAUAGAACUCAAAGCUAUAUCCUAAACCGCACAAUAUACACUAAGUAGUAUGCCUAAAUAGUAACGACACUAAUGGUGUUGUGACAUACUAUUCAAAAGCCUGCAUCUCUGAUGGUAUGGGGGUGCAUUAGUGCCUAUGGAAUGAACCAUACCUGCACCAGAGCCACAUCUCCCUGCAGUUUUCGCCUGGUUUCCCACUGAAGCUAAGCAGGGCUGAGCCUGGAUGGGAAACAUCUUGGGGGAAACUAAGGUUGCUGCUGGAAGUGGUAUUAGUGAGGCCAGCAGGAGAUGAUCACCCUAUGGUCUGUGUGGGGCCUAAUGCCCCAGUGUAGUGACAGGGAACGUUAAACCAGCCUCUUAUCAGCGCUCAGUUCAAAAGCCUGCAUUUUUGAUGAUAAGACAUUAAACCGAGGUCCUGACUCUCUGUGGUUAUUAAAAAUCCUCGUAAAAGAGUAGGGGUAUAACCCCGGCGUCCUGGUGAAAUUCCCCCAUUGGCCCUUUUCUAUCACGGCCCCCUAAUAAUCCCCAUCUCUGAAUUGGCUACAUCACUCUCUCCUCUAGACUAAUAGCUGGUGUGUGGUGGGCGUUCUGGCGCACUAUGGCUGUUGUCGCGUCAACCAGGUACACACCAUCAUGCUACACACUAGUGGUGGUUGAGGAGAUCUCCCCCACAUACUAUGUAAAGCACUUUGAGUGUCUAGAAAAGCGCAAUAUAAAUCUAACUGUAACUAUAGAAUGAGCCACUUGCACAUCUGGAAAG